UCCCUUUCUCUCCAACCCCUCCCAUCUCCGGCCGCCAUCCCCACCGCAAUUAUGACCUAUCAUAUGAUGAUAUGAAAACUACUGAUAGUGGCUGUUUGGCAAUUGUUUUACAAAUUGAAGUUGAGACAACCCACGGGAAACUGAUGCGGACUAUUUUGUUUUCAGCAGAGAGGGUUACAGCCAACAGCUGGGAGACUGGACUUUUUAUUUCAUUUGUAGUAGUUUUUGCAAUUAUAGCAGCUGGUUACGUAUUAAAAAAGGGGCUUGAGGACCCAAACAGGAGUAGAUACAAGCUCCUUUGGAGCUGCUCCUUAAUUAUAACUUUGGUGAUUCCACCGGAUCUGCCAAUGGAGUUGCCUAUAGCUGUUCACACAUCUUUGAUUGCGUUAUCAUGGAUAUAUUUUGUACAAAACCUUUUCGCAUACCAUUUGCCGGGAAGUCCAUUGAAGUUGUGUGAAACACUCCAUGCACUGUUUCUCUCGCUGGGUUUCUUUCUUGCGGGAGAGUUAUAUAAGCCAUCACCGGCUCAGCAGCUGUCCCCACACGAUUGGAGGAGACAACCAAGUUGACACCUCUAAAUUUUAGAGUGUAGCGAAACAACUUAGAACAGAUUAAAUGUUACAUGAAGCAAUCGUUAUCAGGUCUUGAUCGUUGUCAUUCGCGUGGUGUAAUGUGUGGAGACAUUAAAGUAGCGAACCUUUUGGUAGAUGGAGUUAUGAAUAUUGACAAUUUUGGGUUGGCUUAUCUUUGUAAUUCUUUAGGUGAAAAGAAACAACCGUUGAUAAAUAGAGUUGUGACAUUGUGAUACCGGCCACCUGAACAUUUAUUAGAUUUAUCUUUCCAUUAAUUUUGA
Molecule: messenger RNA, 853 nt
Organism: Erigeron canadensis
Lineage: Eukaryota; Viridiplantae; Streptophyta; Magnoliopsida; Asterales; Asteraceae
Product: probable manganese-transporting ATPase PDR2
Exons: 6
Coding region: 72-569 (165 amino acids)
Biological process (GO): intracellular calcium ion homeostasis
Cellular component (GO): endoplasmic reticulum membrane
Molecular function (GO): P-type ion transporter activity
Source: RefSeq, a predicted model, not a curated record